CGCGUCAGAGCUCCAAUCUUGGUGUUACAUAUACACAAAUAUCUGCAUUAUAUGUGCAGGAGAGCGCAUAUACAUACAUACAGCUGUGUACAUCGGAGCCGGCCAAGAAGGAAACGUCGUUAUUCAGGUGGUGAUUUCGCCGGAAAAGGUAGGGUCCGGUUUCCUCUUCCGGCGGAGGGUAUAUUGAGAGAGGAAAAUGAAGAAACGAAGAGCAAGGAGCGGCUUCAGCUUUUCGGGGCAGGCGGCGGCGGCGGCCGGUGGCGGUGGUGGUGGUAGUAAGGAGAAGGAGAAGGAGAAGGCGAAGGCGAAGGGGAGGGUGCUGCUGAAGUACGAGGCGUUGCCGGAGUAUUUGAAGGAUAAUGAGUUUAUAAGGGACUAUUACAGAUGUGAAUGGCCCUUGAAAGAUGUUGUUCUCAGCAUUUUCUCCUUGCACAACGAAACUUUGAACAUUUGGACGCAUUUUUUGGGAUUUAUGAUAUUCAUGGGGAUGAUGGUAAUGAGCUUGACAGAGAAAAUGAGCAUCGAGAACGUGAUAGCGACCUUGUUUGGGGAGAGAAGCGACGGAUGGCUGACUUCCAAAACGAUCUACAGAUCCAACGCCUCCAAUGCUUUCUUUACGGAUUCUUAUGUGGGACAGAUUGCUCGAUCACCAAUCGUGCAUGCCAGUAAAGAUUCUGAUUCAGUUCCCUUAUGGCCUUGGCUUGUUUUCUUGGUGGGAGCAAUGACCUGUUUGAUAUUCAGCACAGUGUCCCACCUCUUCGCCUGCCACUCCCAACGCUUCUACUACUUCUUCUGGAGACUGGACUACACCGGCAUUGCCCUCAUGAUUAUCUGUUCCUUUUUUGCCCCAAUAUACUACGCCUUCUCAGAUCACCCCUACUGGCGCUUCUGUUAUCUCUCCUCGAUCACUUUAGUCGGCUUUCUAGUCGUUCUGACUCUACUCACACCGGCUCUAUCAAGUAGCCAUUUCAGGUCAUUGAGGGCCGGCCUCUUCCUCUUCAUGGGGUUCUUAGGAGUAAUUCCGGCUACUCAUGCAGUGAUCCUCCACUGGGAUCAGCACCAAAUACGCGUGUCGCUUGUGUAUGAGAUCGUCAUGGGGUUUUUGUAUGGAAUUGGGGCAUUCUUUUACGUCACUAGGAUCCCGGAGAGAUGGAAACCUGGUGCGUUUGAUAUUGUAGGUCACAGUCAUCAGAUUUUCCACGUUUUUGUUGUUGCUGCUGCUCUUGCUCAUUGUGCAGCCACCCUUAUUAUCAUGGAAUGGCGACGAUGUUUGCCUGCUUGAGAAUUUGCCAGUGAAUUCUUUAACGGGUGUGUAAAGAUUCUAGGAGGUGGAGUUUGUUUUUUCCUGUUUUUUGGGUUAAUUUAAUUCAUUCGAUUAUCUUUUUUAUUUCUUUCUAUAGGCAGUUGACACUUUUCUGUUUGUUGUAAGGGAGCAGGCAGCAUGUGUUUAAGCUUACACCAGUACUGUCUCUCUUGAAUGUAUUUGAUUGUUAGAUGUUAUUGCCAUUAGCUUCUGGGGAAAAUGUUACUGACAGACUCUGUAUCUCUCCAGGUUCAGAAUGUAAUUUCAUGUUUUCUUCUGAGUUCUGACUGAUCAGAAUGAGUUUCUUCAUCAACUCCAGGUAGUUCCUGGAUUUUCUCCAUUGUUGAUGGUGGUUGAGUUUCUGAAUGAUCCUUUUAUAACUAUUUAUGGUCGGUGGGGAUUUCGAACA
Molecule: messenger RNA, 1712 nt
Organism: Sesamum indicum (sesame)
Lineage: Eukaryota; Viridiplantae; Streptophyta; Magnoliopsida; Lamiales; Pedaliaceae
Product: heptahelical transmembrane protein 2
Biological process (GO): response to hormone
Cellular component (GO): membrane
Molecular function (GO): signaling receptor activity
Source: RefSeq, a predicted model, not a curated record